Messenger RNA from Eutrema salsugineum, 762 nucleotides. RefSeq lists its product as uncharacterized. The transcript is spliced from 2 exons. Lineage: Eukaryota; Viridiplantae; Streptophyta; Magnoliopsida; Brassicales; Brassicaceae. Bases 56 to 547 code for a protein of 163 amino acids. The record is from RefSeq and is a predicted model, not a curated record.
AUAUAUACACUUCUUCAUAAUGACUUCUUCAAGUGGUUGAUCUCUGCCUUCUCCAAUGGCUAUGCGGUUAAGUUUCUUAGCUUUGUUCCUUUUCAAAGCAGCUCUGAUCUCAUCUUGCCUCGUGGUCUCGGCUUCGCUCAUCAAAGGAAAAGUCUCUUGUUUUGACUGUCCCCAUGAUUACGAUUAUUCAGGAAUCAUGAUCAGCGUUAGUUGUAGCCACACCAAGACGCGGUUCACCGUCUCAACGGACAAGAAGGGUGAGUUUAUGUCGGAGCUUCCCUCGAGGGAUAAAUCUAACUGUGAAGCAGAACUUCAAGGUAGCUUCAAGCAACUUUAUGCUUCCACAAGGAACGUUAAGUCGAAGAUUGUUAAGCUCGAAGGUGACAAAUAUGGUCUCUCUUCGAAGUUGAUCUUCUUGAAAUCAUGCCCAAGAAGCCUCGGAUCUUUUGGUUCGUCCAAGACCGUUGAUUUACCUGUUCCUCCGGAGUGGGGGCUGGCUCCGACAAGCUAUUAUGUUCCUUUCUUCCCCAUCAUCGGUAUCCCAUAAGAUCCACCGUUUUAAUCUUUAUUUUGCGUCUUUCAUGUAAUGUAUUUAUAUAAUAUAUGUGUAGAGACAUUUAACUAUCUUAGCCUGUUCUUUUCAUGUUCAAGCUUGAACUGAGGUUUGUGUGUGAUCUUAGUGUAUGAAAGUGGUUGAUGUUUUCGUUUUAUAUAUGAAACAUAAUUUAAUAUGAAUCAUUUGUGAAAAUGCUUUAUCUUUAA